Strongylocentrotus purpuratus (purple sea urchin) is the source of this 5948-nucleotide messenger RNA. RefSeq lists its product as uncharacterized. The record is from RefSeq and is a predicted model, not a curated record. NCBI's taxonomy places the organism in Eukaryota, Metazoa, Echinodermata, Echinoidea, Camarodonta, Strongylocentrotidae. The coding region runs from base 127 to 5292 and encodes 1721 amino acids. The transcript is spliced from 2 exons.
UCUUUGCUGUUUUUCCCCUUCACUCCCUUCAGGGUCUGAUUCAGAUCUUAAAUGAUGAAAGAGUGGAUAUGAGGAAACAAAACUGUCUCAUGUGUGUCAAUUUCCAGGACUGAACGAGCAGACAAGAUGGAGACCUCCGGCCGAAGUUCAAAUAAGUGUAUCGUAUGUUUGCAAGCUGAUGAAUCAACCCAAAUGAACUUGACACCAUCCAAAUCAUCCCUAGAAAAACUCAAAGACUUUGCAAAAAAACGCUCUUCUUUGGGGGAAACUACGAUUUCUCCUGUUUGGGAAAGGAUAGUAAGUCUUACAGAUGAACAAUAUUUUCAGUCUGUUUUUCAUUGGGCAUGCUACAAACAGAUUGUAAAUAAUGCGAAGUUGAAAAGGGCAGAGAAAAGGGUUCUUGAUGCAUCAUCAUCAUCAUCAAAGACAGCAGUCCAACCAAAGAAAGGACGGCCUUCAAGAUCGGUUUCACCGUCAUGCAGCAAAGGAGAUGUACCAGGGCGACUAAGAAGAUCAAGCUCUGCACCGAAUGCCAAAAAUUGUGUGUUUCAAUGCAAAAAUGCACAUAGUGGUGAACUACAUAGAGUAGAAACAGAGUCUAUGGGGAGAAGAUUAAUGUUCAUCAAAUCAAACACAAAAGAUGAAAAAUUACGUGUGGCGUUAGCUCAUGUUAAUGAGCCUACAGAUUGUUCUGCAUUUGACUUGAUGUAUCACAGAAAUUGUCUAAGGGAUCAUGAGCGAAAGGUACAGGGCUACUCCAACUCAGAGAUGAGGUCCAAAUUAAACAUUGGCAAACAUAUUGCUGAUAUUGACAUAUUGAAUGCUGUGAAAUGUUCUUUGAAUGAAGGGUUUACUGUGACGAUGAAUGAAGUUAAUGAGUUGUACGUUUCAUUCCUUGCUGACAAUGACAUCGACCCCGGACCUUAUCACCACAAAAAACACCUGAAAGCAAUAAUAUCAGAAAACAUUGAAGGAGUAAAUUUCAUAAAAUCACAUCGUGCCAAUGAAAGUGAACUUCUCGUAGGUGAAAAGCUGCUUGGAAAAACUGUUUCUGAACUUCAUGAGCAACAAACAGAAGAAGCUGAUGUUGAAUGUCUUCAGGAAGCAGCUACGAUACUAAGAAAGGCACUUGCAUCUUCAUCUGCUAAAUGGAAAUUUACAGGUAUCCAGUCGAUGUCAGAAUUUCAGCAUCCUCCUCUACUGACCAGUUUCCUUCGUUGGGUUCUCUUUGGCACAAAAUGCGUAGGCAUUAAGGGAAGACGUAGCCAAUCAUCAAGAAAAGCAGUCAAUCUUAUGGCGCAGCAAAUGUUGCUUAACUUCAAGACUGACCGUCAAGCAGCAUAUUCACCAGAAUCAGAUGCCGAAUUCAGAAGGAGGCAUGAAACGCCGUUAUCAGUAGGAUUGGCACUCACAAUACACAAGAAGACAAGAAGUAAAGAUCUAGUUGAUCUUCUAUCCCAUUUGAACAUUGGAUGCUCGUAUGAUAAGGUGCUGCAAAUUGAAAAGCGGAUUGCCAGUGGAGUUGCAGAAAGGAUGGAGACAUCUGGUGGGUUUUGUUUGCCACCUUUCAUUGAGAAAGGAAAGUCUCUAUUUUUCGCAGCGGACAAUAUUGACUUCCUUGAAAACACUGCCGACGGUCAGAACACUCUCCAUGGUACCAUUCUGGUAAUCAAUCAGAACCAGGGUGGGGAUAGUGACUCAACCACAGGUCUCCCGGUCAGUGAACCACUCCGGAUUCCAGACGAUGUCAAACCCAUUGAUGUAGACAUCAAACUACAGCAUCCACCAUCUCUUGAAGUCAAAACAAUCACUGCCAGUUCAUUUGAGUUUGGCUCCUUUCAGCAUGCCAUCAGCGAAAAUGAGAUGUAUGACAAGGCGUGGUUCAUGGCAUCCUUUUCUACAAGGUCAAAUACAACUUCAAGUGCAACACACCCUGUAGCUGCAAAUGAAUCUCUACACAUUGAUAUUUCUCAACUGACUGAGCCUCUUGAUAGUCAAUCACCGCUUACAGAACAAUCAAGUGAUGAUGAGACUAGCCUCCACGUCCAUUCUGAUCAGAACAGUGAUACACAACCUGAGGACGAGCAAUCUUUGGAGUCGGUUACUUCAGGUGCAACUUUUGAACAUUACCUUGUUUCGGAUAUUGAACAGCCUAUGGCAAUGACAACUCCUAGUCUAGACAAUUCAGGUGGGAAUUCCAGAGUCCAUGGAAUUGAACAAAGUGAAGGAAGCACUAAAACUUCUGAAGGACCUGGUGUACACUCAUCAGCCAAAGCACUGAAGAAGACAGUAGUGCCAACCUGGGCAGCCACCAAUUCCUUACUCGUUCAGGCACAGCAGAAAGGAAAUCAAUCCUUGACAAAGAGUGCGAUUGUUGCUCCUCUGUUACGCCGACCUCCCACUGACUAUUCAUCUCUCUUUACAAUCUUAAGUCUUGCUCAAGGGAUAUCAGCUGCUGUGGUUGGUCCUCAUAAGAAAACAGUCAUCACCCUUGAUCUUGAUUUGUAUGAGAGAGCAACCAAACUUCAAUCUUCCACAGGGAACAAGAACUGGAUUCUUCGAAUUGGUGAACUCCAUGCCUGCUUCGCAUCACUGCAUGCAAUUGCAAAAUAUCUCGAGGACAGUGGCUUGGAAUCUAUUAGCAUUGAAGCAGGCCUCUUUUCCCCUUCAACGAUCCGCCAAAUAUUCACUGGAAAGUGGUUCAAACGUGGUAUUGAAUUCCACAUGACCAACAUCAUGGCGUGCUAUGAUCUCCUGUUUGAAGCAUCAGUACAUCAUGAGCACUUGGACAGCAUGAUUAAGAAAUGCGAAGAGCUUCGUAAGAAGUUACACGAGAGAGAUAGUGACAUUAAACAGGUUUUUGAGGAGGUAACUUCGAUGAUUAAAGAGCAUUAUCAAACCACAAUCAUCCAAGAGAAUGACGAGAUGGCAACAUUCUUACUCAACUACAUGAAGCAAGUUGAGAGUUUACUGCAUGUGAUUCGAGCUAGCAGACAGGGGAACUGGGAGCUGCAUCUCGCUUCCAUGGAAGAGCAGGUCAAGUACUACUUUGCACAUGACUUAUACAAGUAUGCUAGGCUCGUGCCAAUCUACCUUCUUCAAAUGCAUUCGCUGAAGACAUCUGAUCCUACUACUUGGGAUGCACUAAAGGCAGGGGACUUCAUGGUCACUAAAUCUGGCAUCCCAUUCACGAACCUAUUUGUUGACCAAACAUUGGAACAGCUGAUCAGGGAAGUGAAAGUAGCUGGCGGCAUCACUGGAAUAACACAAAAUGAAGAAGCACUGGGUAGGUUUUUCCUGAUUGCCCCUGAAUUGGUCAUCCUCAUUCAAGACUUCCAAGAUGCUUACUGUUGUACCACCAAUGACUCUCAAACUACGAAGGAGCACUAUCAGCUCAGUGGUUCUGUGGCUCUUCGCAUGCACAGAAAUUCCUCAACAAUCAAGAAAGCAAUCAUACGACACUGCGAGGGCAAUCCAUUUGAAAUCAGGUCAAUGAAGCUGAUGAAUAUGGUAUCUAACAUGCAAGUUCCUGAAGCUUUCAAGGAGGACAUUCUUGAAAGAGAUGUAAAGGGAAAGAUCAUGUUCCAAGAAUUUGUAUCUGACAGAAUAGUUGAGUCAUCGGCCAAGAAAUCUAUCUGGGACCCAAUGAGGAAGGCCAAACUGAAGACAUUCAGCUCUUGCAGAAAGAAGACACAGUGUAAGAUUGGAGCCAAGCUCGUCAAGCUAAGAGAGGAUCGCCAACUUCUUGCAAGAUUUCUCGUUGUUCAGCAGUCCAGACCUGGAAUGAUACAUUCACUGGGUGACACAAUUGGAAAAUAUGAAUUUUCUGUCAUUCCUAGGUCGCUAUUUACCUCAGAUGGCCUUCUCCUUAUCCCAUCAGACAAAAGCUCUUUCAUCCAUGCCAUAGAAACCUAUGGAACUGAACCGAAUAGUCAGUCUGAAGACCAGAUCAAUGAGCAGCAAGAUUCACCCAACAUAGAGACAUCAGGAGAAGACAAGAAAACAGACAAACUGUGCAUCAUCGAUGCCAUGGCAGUUGUCCAGGCCAUAAAGAAGUCCCCAUCAAUGGUUGACUGCUCCGACUUUGCUGCUGCUUUUGUUAGGAGCAUAAGGAAAAUUGCAUCCCAGUACGAUGAAGCACGUGUUAUCUUUGAUAGAUACAUUGAUGAUUCCCUCAAGGCACAGACUAGAGGGAAAAGGACUGCAGGUAUUGAACCAGUGAAGUUUGAUAUCAAGGACAAUACCAACAUCAAGCUCGUUUCACUGAAGACUCUUCUGUCUCACAACUACACCAAGUCGCAACUGACAGAAUAUCUUGGAAAGGCUGUUCUGCAUGAGUAUACAAAUAGUAGCAAGAACGUUGUUGUCGUCUACGGAAAUGCUACAUAUUCCAACAAGCCAGAUAUGUUUGAUCCAGAACUCACCCAUCACACACAUGAGGAAGCGGAUACACUCAUCCCAUUGCAUGUACUGGAUGCUACCUCAAAAGCAGCAGAGAACAUCAUAGAUAUUGAUGUUUAUUCUCCAGACACUGACGUCUUUGUAUAUCUGAUGGAUCUUUGUUCUACACACAAUGUCUUAGGUCGCCUUUGCUUCAUCACUGGAAAGGGAAAUGCGAAACGUACAAUUGACAUUGCUGAGAGAUGUUCUGCAGUUGGUAGCGAAAAAAGCAAAGGUUUGCUUGGUCUACAUGCAUUCAGUGGUGCCGAUUGGGGUGGUAAAUUUGCAGGCAUCUCAAAGAGCAGAUGGAUCAAGCAGUAUUUGGGCCUUGACCCAGAAUGUGACAUAGUCCAUGCAUUCCAAACAUUAGGUGAAGAAGACUUCAACCAGGAAAGUGUGUUAUCAGUCUUGGAAGACUUUGUCUGCAAGGUGUAUGCUAGAAACAGCAAAGCCACAAAAGUGAGUGACCUUAGAUGGGAGUUAUUCAGGGCAAAAAAUCUUGAGGCAGAAAAGCUCCCACCAACCCUUGGAUCCUUGACACCACACAUCCAGAGGGCAAACUUCGUAGCCAGAGUCAACAAGGGAUACAAAGUUCCAAAACCAAAGCUGCCCCCUCUAGAUGGAAAUGGAUGGGAGCUUUCCCCAGAAGGAACAUUCAGUGCAACCAAGUGUUUAGAGCUUCCUGCGCCGAAGGCAGUCAUGGAAUUGGUCAAAUGCUCAUGUCGGAAGGAAUGCAAAAGCCAUUGCUCUUGCAAGAAGAACCAUCUGCCUUGCACAGCCCUAUGCAAGUGUUGUGACUGUGAAAAUACACAGGACUAUGAUGUGAAUGUGAAUAGCCCCGAUGUUGACUAGGUGAAUAUAAAAUUGUAGAUUAUAAGAAAUUGUUGUUUCAAUGUCGCAACUAAACUCACAUCCAUAAGAUUAGUUGUCAUUUUAGACACAGUUGUAAGGAGGUACAUUUGGUAGACAUUUGGUCUUUGAAAUCACAAUCGCAUGAUUUAUCAGUCUCAGGUUAUGCCAUGCAUUAUAUGUCAUUAUCCAAUUCAACAUAUCGCAAUAUAAAGCAGGAGUUGACUGCCGUGAUUGAUUCUAGAAUCACAUGCCUUCCAAAAUGAUUGAUUUUGCAUUUUAAGCGCUCCAAUACCCAAUAUGUGUUACAAAUCUGAAAUACCAUAUUAUGGCGGCCAUUUUGAAUUUCAAGAUGGCGGCUAAUUAGAAUGGUCAUCAUUAAACGAAGCAUGUAUUUCCUUUUAAAGCAUGUAUAUCAUCAUAAUGAUGAUCCUAUAACAAGUUUUAACCUUUCCAUGCACUUCUAACUUGAUAUUCAAGUUGAAAUAGGCUUAACAAUGGCGGCCAUUUUGAAAUUCAAAAUGGCGGCUUAUCCGGAACAAAGCACAAUUUCAUGGAAAUUUGUAUUACUAUAUCAGACAUCAAUGCCAUGCUUUUUAUCCGAAAUUUGAACCUUCUAUGAUGUCUAUAAUAUGAAAUAAUGCUCAAAAUGCAACUAU